GAGAUUGAUGAGAAUAUAAAGAGUGGUUAUAUCUUGCAAGACACCACUCAUGUCUCAAACAGAAAAAAGCUUCGGCGGGAAAAAGAAAGCAAGAAACACCCUCCACCCCACCCCAACGCAACAACUCAUACAUAAGGUAUCGAAUAUAUAACGCAGAGAGAGAGAGAGAGAUUGUUGAAGCAUCUGCUCUCUUCUUCUCUGAGAUUCUGAGAAGAUAGCGACCUCCUCUGUUUUGAAUAUCAAUCGGCUUCUCUGAAUUUCUUCUCAGGAAAGAGAGAGACUAGUUGAAUUCAAUCCACUAAAAUGUGAUGGAAGAUAAUUGCCAACACUGAAGUAGAAUGGAGCAGGGCACAGCAAAUAUCACCAUUGACCGGUAUGCCAAGCUUGUGAAGGGCUCUUGGUUCAGUCAGUUCCACAAUGGCUCCAAUCCUUGGAUGGCCAGAUAUGUCUACGGCUUAAUGUUUCUCAUUGCAACUUUUCUUGCUUGGGCAGUUCGGGACUAUGGCCAUGGUGCCUUGACAGAAAUGAAAAGACUCGAAGAAUUUGAAGGAGGCGUAGAUUGUUUGGGUACAGAAGGAGUUCUUCGAGUGAGCUUAGGAUGUUUCUUAUUCUAUUUUGUAAUGUUUCUUUCUACAGCUGGUACCUCAAAGUUGGGUGGUGCUAGGGAAUUGUGGCAUUCUGGAUGGUGGUUUGCCAAGAUUCUCUUGAUGAUCACACUUACAUUGCUUCCCUUUUUUGUUCCUUCAGCUGUUAUUCGGCUUUAUGGGGAGCUAGCACAUUUUGGUGCCGGGGUUUUUCUACUAAUUCAACUAAUUAGCAUCAUCAGUUUCAUCACAUGGUUGAACGAUUGUUGUCAAUCUGAAAAAUAUGCAGACAGAUGCUACUUCCACGUGAUGUUACUCGCGACUAUUGCAUAUGUUGUGUGCAUACUGGGGAUAAUUUUGAUGUACAUUUGGUAUGUGCCAGAGGCAUCUUGCCUUCUUAAUAUUUUCUUCAUCACCUGGACACUUGUACUCCUCCAACUCAUGACCAGUGUCUCUCUCCACCCAAAAGUGAAUGCUGGAUUCUUGACUCCAGGGUUUAUGGGGCUAUAUGUGGUGUUCCUCUGCUGGUGUGCCAUUAGGAGUGAACCACCAGAAACUAAAUGCAUCAAGAAAUCGGAAGGUGAAAUCAAACAAGACUGGCUUACCAUCAUAAGCUUUGUUGUUGCGGUACUUGCAAUCGUUAUUGCUACAUUUUCAACAGGCAUUGAUUCCAAAUGCUUCCAGUUCAGGAAGGACGAGUCAGAGGCCGAAGAUGAUGUACCAUAUGGUUUCGGUUUCUUCCAUUUUGUUUUUGCCACCGGAGCAAUGUAUUUUGCUAUGCUGUUGGUUAGUUGGAAUACUAAUCACACAGUGAAAAAGUGGACAAUUGAUGUUGGUUGGACCAGCACAUGGGUUAGAAUAGUGAAUGAAUGGCUGGCAGUCUGUCUUUAUAUAUGGAUGUUGAUAGCUCCAAUUAUAUGGAAAAACAGACAAGCAGCUGAAUCAUCAGUUUAAAUACACUUCUGAAGAAUUUAUUUGUUUUUUUGGUAUCAGCAGAUGGGAAGCUAAGAACUUUUCUGUCAAUACUUUCAAUUACUUCUAGGAUAAAAUUUAUUAUUUGUUUCAUUUUUGAAUGAAAAGUAUAUUCCUAUAUUGUCCAACCCUGCACACUACAUUCAAUCUCACCAUAUGAUUAGAAAGCAUCUCAAUAUUUGUAAAUUAUGGAACAUUUUUGGAACCUUAAAUAUUUUACCUUUCUUACAUCUUAGUGGAGUUAAUCAUGAUUCCCAUCUCUCUCUCUCUCUCUCUCUCUCUCUCUCUAAGACUUUAAAUUUGGAUCAAUCAUGGUGCUUCAAUGAUUCAGAAAGUACUACAAAAAUUAAAGUGGGGCUAACCUUGGUUGUGAAAAGGUGUUUGAUACAAGACAAACCGGUGUUAAUUAUUUGGAAAAAAAAAAAAAAAAAAAAAAAA
Camellia sinensis is the source of this 1994-nucleotide messenger RNA. RefSeq lists its product as uncharacterized. Gene Ontology annotation, cellular component: membrane. NCBI's taxonomy places the organism in Eukaryota, Viridiplantae, Streptophyta, Magnoliopsida, Ericales, Theaceae. The record is from RefSeq and is a predicted model, not a curated record.